UUAUCUCAAUCCGAAAUGGCUGCUAAGUUCGUCAUAGUGCUCGCGCUGGCGGUGGCCACCCAGGCGUCAGUGGUGCCGGUGCCUGUGGCACGCACAGACGACUACACCAGCUUCGCGUACGACGUUGCCGACCCCAACACCGGCGACUACAAGAGCCAAGUCGAGACGCGCGUCGGCGGCGUCGUGCAGGGCCAGUACUCGCUGCUGGACGCUGAUGGUACCAAGCGUACCGUCGAUUAUUCCGCUGAUGAUGUCAAUGGUUUCAACGCGGUCGUGCGCAAGGACCCUGUUGCUGUUGCUGCGCCUGUUGUGAGCGCGCCUGUUGUCAGCGCGCCGGUAGUUGAAGCCGCUCCCGCUGUGGUUGCUGCGCGCGCCUCCCCUGCGGUGUACUCUGCGGCUCCUUCCGUGUACUCUGCUGGUCCUUCCGUGUAUUCUGCUAGUCCUGUCGUGUAUUCUGGUGCUCCCGUUGUCCGAACAGUUGCUGCGCCUGCCAGUUACGCUGCUCCAGUAGCAUACUCUGGCUACUCUGCACCUGUUGCUUACUCCAACAGCAUUGCAAGUCCUUAUUACCCUGUUCCUUACUCUACCUAUUAUUAAUUCCUCCAAACUGGCCUCAACG
Molecule: messenger RNA, 619 nt
Organism: Cydia splendana
Lineage: Eukaryota; Metazoa; Arthropoda; Insecta; Lepidoptera; Tortricidae
Product: cuticle protein-like
Exons: 2
Coding region: 16-597 (193 amino acids)
Cellular component (GO): extracellular matrix
Source: RefSeq, a predicted model, not a curated record